UUAUUCGCGUAAUGAAGUCAUUUAGCCUCUUUCUGUUAGUGGCUUCAACACCUUGUUUCGUUUCUCUCUUAAAAUUACUUGUGUUUCAUUUCUGUUUUGAAACAAAAAAAAAAGACAAAUAAAUACAACUCAAUAAUCCUGGAAAAGACGGGGACGGAGAAAGAAAAAAAAUAAAGUUGGAACUAAACUAAAACAUUUACGUUGCGAGUUAAAUCCGUUUUCUCUGCUUGUAUACAACAAUUUUUUCGAAAAGUCAACUAAAAGCAUUUUUACUUCCAAUCUAUUGGGUGCGCUUGCGCGUCCGAACUUCUAUCGAUAACAUCCUCUACUUGCUCCUUCUCAAAUCAUCAGUUGCUCUUGGUCUUCCGUUACUAGAGGUUACGUUUUGUGGAAACACAAGUUACGUGAGAGCACGUGCAGAUAAAAGCUUUCAAUGUCUUUCAUACACAAAUAAUACUGAUUUUCAAACGAUGUAUUUUAGAAAGAGUUCUUGAAAGAUUUAGCAUUAAAGAAAAGAUGAUGCCAUUAAUGUUAAUAAUGAUGAGGCAGCUUGUGGAGCAGAAACAAAAGCAGAAGAGGCAAAUUCCAGGCAUGGUACAUGCCUCUGAUUCCAGACCUCAGACAGCAAGAGCAUGGAGGGGGGAAGAAGCAAAGCCUCUUAUGUCAGGAUACAGUGUCAACAAAAACAAUCAAGGAGUAGUUCUCUGCUAUGAUGGACCAAUGCAGUAUACAAUGUCUCCAAGUAAUCCAGACGCAAUGCCCGCCAUUCAAGUUUCAUCACAAGUUGCCCAAUCAAAUACAAAUGAUGAAAAAGAAUCAGCUCCAAAACCGGAAGUUAUCGAGACAAAACUAGAAAAGCUGAAUCUUUCAUCGCAAAUCGAUUUCGAUGCAAGUGACGAUGAAGAUGUAUCACCUAUCGAAUCCAUAUCGUUUCCUGAAGAUGGUCCAAGUGCCAUCGAGAGAACAGAAAGAGAAAAUUCUGAAGUCAGAAACGGACGUCCUCCUCUGCAAAGGCAAAAUUCGUCAACUGCAUCUUCAAUAGACACUCCAAAGUUGGAAAGUUUGGAAAUGGAUGAUUGCUUAGGGAAAUUGGAAAAUUUCUUGGAAGAUCUGGCUGCAUUUGCUUCAGAGCCAUGUCCACAGGGUGUAACUGUAAGAUGUCGCAUCACAAGAGAUAAGAAAGGCAUGGAUCGAGGAAUGUUUCCUACUUACUUCCUUCAUUUAGAAAGACAGGAUGGACGAAAGGUGUUCUUAUUAGCUGCAAGAAAAAGAAAAAAAAGUGCCACCUCUAAUUACUUGAUUUCUAUAGAUCCCACUGAUUUAUCUCGGGGAGGAGAUUCAUUCGUUGGCAAACUAAGAUCCAAUCUAUUGGGAACAGUAUUCACUGUAUAUGAUGCAGGAUUCAAUCCUAAAAAGAAACUUAACACCCAAAAGGAUUCCAGAUGUGAAGUAGCUUUGGUUGCAUAUGAAACUAAUGUGUUGGGAUUCAAGGGUCCAAGAAAAAUGUCUGUCAUACUCCCAGCAUUGAACAAUGAAAAUAAAAGAAUUGAAAUGAAAUCAAGUGUGGAGGGAGAAGGCAUAUUAGAAAAAUGGAAAGCUAAAAAUAUGGAAAAUUUGUUGGAAUUGCACAAUAAAACACCAGUUUGGAAUGAUGAAACGCAAUCUUAUGUUUUGAACUUUCACGGAAGGGUAACUCAAGCUUCAGUCAAGAACUUUCAAAUAGUUCACAUUAAUGAUCCUGAUUAUAUUGUGAUGCAAUUUGGAAGAGUGUCUGAAGAUGUGUUUACCAUGGAUUAUGGUUAUCCAAUGUGCGCCAUUCAAGCAUUUGCAAUUGCGUUAUCAAGUUUGGACAGUAAACUAGCUUGCGAGUAAGAAAAGGAGUGAACAAACAUUAACUUGUGUUUAAAAAAAGAAGGAAAAAAAACUUACAUCGAUUGGUAUCUGUGAUACCGUAUGUCUUUCGUGUAUUGUUCAUAGCUGUAUAUAUGUUAUAGCUGUAUAUAUUAAUGUUGCAACAUAAUUUAUAAGAUCGGUAUAACAUUUUGUGGCCAUAUCAAUGUGGAUUUAUUGAUGUUUUAUAUUAUAGUAUUCUUUCUAGACUUGUGAAUUGUGUCCAAGAAAUAUAUAUAUACUUGUACAGUGGAACCCCGGUUUUGCGUUGUCUGUUUUGUACGUUAUUCCGCUUCCUCCGUCAUUUUCUGCUGGUCAAUAAAAAUUGCCUAAACCGAUAAUGUUUAAAUAUCCCGGAUUUUACGUUACACUUUUUAAGAAAAUUCGGCUACAUAGUUUUUUUUUACCAGACCAAAAUAAUUUUCUCUACAAAGUAUUUCUCUACAAAGCUCGUACAAACUUUUUUUAUGUUUUUUAAAGAGACUUGUUUAUUGGCCUGUUUGUAGCUUUCCUGGCAUUCUUUCUAUUCUGUCUUACUGUUCUUGUGAGAGGGGAUUUCCCCUUUGAAUUAAAAUCAGAAGGGUGAUGGUAUGGGCAAGUCAAUAGCCCACUUUAAGAGGGGUCAAAGGUAGUAUGGGAGCUAGUGGAAUUUUUUCCAGCAAGCUUUAACCUUUGAGUCUUGAAUUUAUCCAAUCAUUUAAAGAACAUCCUAUUCAAAAUUGUUACUCUUAACAACUUAUUAGGUAGUAAUUUUUUUUUCUUGAUUCCUGUGACCUGAAAAAUGCUUUUAAAGCAACAAUUAAUGUUCUGUAAGCUUUGAAUUUGCUUUCUACAGUGUGGGAGAAAGUCGACUAAAAUGCAUUGCAAAUGUGUUAAAGAAAGCAGCUUGGGGUUAUACUCUUUUCGUUAUCCAAUGGGAACAUUGGCCUUUCGAAAUAAAAUUGCAUAUGUGAAGAUUUUCUGAAGUCGAUGACGACUGCAGCAAACAUUUUAUUACUUUAUGUGCCUGCUCUCGAUGAUAGCGAUGGAAACUAUGAGGAUGAACAAAAAAUAUAGGAGGAUAUGCCUACAACUGAUCAGAGUUUGAAAGUAUAAAAACUCUAACAUUUGUGAAUGUAAACCAUAAAGUAAAUUUGUAAACAAUAAAUAGUAAGUUGAAAGGGAUAUUGUUGAUUAUAUCUAAAAGCAAAAUCAUGUAAAGAUGAUAUAUUUUUUCUAAUAGUUCAUCUCGUAAGUACCAAUUUUUGAAAAGAUUACUUCGAUUUUUUUUUUUACCCCUAAUUUACGUUAUUCCGCUUCUUGCAUUUUUUAACGUUAGUCCGAGACGGAAAAGUCAAAAUCGGAGUUCCACUGUACGUGCAAUAUAUAUAUAUAAUAUAUAUAUAUAUAUAAAACUGGGUUCCCAAAUUCAAACUUUUUUGUAGAAAAAAUUAAUAAAUAAUUAGCUUAAAACAAAACAUUUCGAAGAUUUAAUCAGACCCUUUUAGCUUGUUGUGGCCAUAUUGUUGCGACUUAUUAUUUUGCAGAGAAUGUUGCGGAGCCAUCUCAUAGCAAAUGAUUGAACUAAUUUAGCUGUGGCUUGUUGUACUGUUACCUAACUGAGGUUAAGAGAAUUUUUUUGCAACAUUUUGUCGCUUAUUGUCUCACAAUUAGCUUGUUAUUUAUCAGUUAAAACUUCAUUCGAAAAAAAAAUUACUUUUGGAAUACCAACCUGACAAAUCUAUAAGUAUGCAUCAUAAUAGUGUUUGUUCCCUUGUUUUAUAUUUUUUAUUGUGAGACACAAUUUCAAUAAAAACAUAAAAUUAUAACUUUAGGAGGUUUAAAAUACAUAAGAAGAAAAUUCUUUUGAUAGUUGAAGAUAUAAAUUGCACCAUAAAUUCUUAUUUAUUUAAAUUUUUUAUUCAUAAGAUUUUAAUCAUCCAAAAAAAUUUGAAAAAAUUGAAAAAAAUAAAAAACGAUUCAAAUUUCUUAAAAGCUCUUUGUCAGUACUCGUACGGAUGAAAUUUUAUUCCAAUAGUAAUAUAUUUCGUUUAAAAGUUCAUUUAUAUCACUUUUGUAUGUUUCAAUUCUUAUUUGUAGAAAUGUCGUCAUUGUGUAUAAGAUUCAUAUUCCAAAUGUAAAGGUGUAUCAAAAAGUAUGGUUAAUUAAGUUUCUAAUUUUGAAAAAGUAUGUUUUCGAUAGUUAGGUAAUGGUCGAGGGACAAAUAAAUAAAAAGCUUUUAAGUUUGACAAAUCGCAUCUUUAUAAUAUUCUUGAGAGGAAUCGUGGUAGUAUCAAAUCUUCCAUAAAAUUUUCAAAAAAAUCUUGUUUCAGGUUUAAAGUUGUAAAUCUUCCAUUGUAACGGAAUGGAGGUAAUAUUGGGUUAAUGCAAAAGUAAUUUCGUUUUUUUAGUGUGAAAGGAAACUCAAUUUUUUCUAUAAAAAAAGCUUUUAUAAGUUAAAUAUCCUCAUUAUGUUUGAUGACCUUUUCCUGGUUAAUUCAUGAUUCUGUGCUCAUAGAGCUUCUAGUCUUCAUCAGCAAAAAAUUCAACCAAUCUGAGGUAACUCUUGUUACUGAAAUUUUUACAAUUUAAAAAAUUUUGUGAACAUCGAAAUAAGUGAUAAUCCAAUGGUUAAAGGUUGAGUCUAUAUGGGGAAUGCAACAUAACUUCCCAACCAAUCUUCAAUAUUUUUGUGCGUAUUGUUAAAGAUGUGUGAGGCCUCCUAUCGCAUGGUGGAACACAAUUUCAUUGUGAUCACCAUGUAGCCAUAUAGCUCUAAACUUACACUAUCGGAUUAUCACUUAUUUCGAUGUUUACAAACCUUUUUAAAUAGUAGAAAUUUCAGUAAUAAUGAUGACCACAAUUUGCUCUUGGUUGAGUUUUUUGCUGAUGAAGAUCAGAAGUUCUAUGAGUGCAGGAAGAAAGAUCGCAAAUGUCAGAGAACCGAAUGGAAGAUAACUGAUUAAAGUUCAUUUUUGUGAGAAAAAAAAUUGUUUUAUUUCACAAUAAAAUACCGAAAUACUUCAAGGGGCAAAAUACAUUGUAAUCCGAAACAGCUAAAUCAAGCUUAUGCAAAAGAUGUUCGAGAAACUUUUACUUUUAACCCUGCUGAUGUUUAUGAUUCGACCAUCUUUUUAUCUGAACAGCACGUUUGUCCUUUUGAAUCAAUGGCGGUAAAGACCACCUUUAAAGUAUAUUUUUAGAAUCCUUCCCAAGAAUAAAGUAAAAUAUAAGUAUACACAUUAAAAGAGUUAAUACUUCAGCGGGAAAGAAAACCUGCAGAAGGAACCAUUUCUGAUAAAUGCGAGACUAAAAACAACUGCUUGAUUUGCGGAAGAAAAUUAAAAGGAGUUGAAAAUCCCAGAUUCGUCAGGCAAUCAAAGUGUUUUUCAUUCCUCACUCUUACUAUUGUAACAACAUAGUUUUAAACUUGUUGAAAUAUUAACUUGUGACCUUUAAUCAGUGUUCUUUUUUUCGACUUCAGUUUUGACACGGAUUCUAAAAUUGUACAAGACAUACAUAUACAAAGACAGACAUACACUAAAAAAAAUAUUAUCUACUUAAAAUAUUUUAGACCUUACUUUUUGAUAUACCUUGUAACUAUCUAGUCAAUACAUAUGUUGUGAUAACCUAUAUAAUUUUUUUUUUUAUUGUUUAUGUAUAAAAAUACGCAAUCAUUCUUGUUUGUUGCAAAUUUAUAAAUUUCUAGUGCACAGAACUGUAUAGACUAAUUUUCAAAUGGGAAAAACCUUUGAUUGAACAUGGCACUCAAUAACAAAAAUCACCAAAUAUAUAAGAAAAAGAAAUUUUUCGAAUGAAACUAACUACUAGCAUAGAGCGAACCAAUGCGUAUUUUGCGAAUGAAAUAUUAAGGAUAUAAUUGAGCAAAAAAGAUAAAUAUAAAAAAGUUUUUUGUUCAUUUCAUUUAGAAAUACAUUUUUCAAUAAUCAAAAUAUGAAUAGAGCCGGAGUAAUUAUAAACAAAUAUAAUAUAAUGAGUUAGUAAGAAAUAUCUUUACCUUUUGCUUACAACAUUCAGCAUGCUGAAGCCUGUCAUACUGGUCCACUUCUUGUACCGUGAGCAAAAGGCUAAUAUUGGAAAAUUAAAAUUUAAAAUGCAAAUGUUUAAAAUUUAAAAUAAAAUUGUCAUCAUUUUUAAAUAAUUCCAAUUCUAAUAUCAAUCUAUUAUAAAAUGUUUUGAUCUUUAUUACAAAUACUACUGUUAGACUAGUAAACUUAUAGACAAUUAAAUACGAAGAAACUUUAAAAUAUGCAAUUUAGGAAAAAAAACUCUCUACUAAAUUACAUUGAACGAAUUUUUCUUCUGUUCAAAUUAAAUAUUAAGUAUAGAAAUUUUAAAUAAAUUGUAUCAUGGGUAUCGCGCUGAAACAAGGUAACACAAUAUUUUUGUAGCUAUGUAUACAUUUUUUAUGAUUAUGGUAUCUAGUUUUAGCUUUGAAAGGCCAUAACUAGGUAACUAAAACUUUAUUUUUUCAGUUUGUGUAAGAAAUAUAAGUUAUUUCGUGUGAAUAAAUACAUAUUGUUUAAAAAAAAAAUCUUCUUCCAAACUGGUUAUGUAAUCACCAUCCCUUAUAUAUUUUUAGAAUAUCAGACAAAAAUGAAAUUACAAGCACAUUAAAGAUGGCAAUUUAAUUAUUUAAACUAAAAAAAUACAAAAAUAAUUUACAAAACAGAAAAAAAAAACAGGAAUUAUUACUAAGAAAGACGGAUAUGAAUCAAUAAAUCUGAGUAUAGGUGAAACUUAAAAGCAUUUAAAAUAAUCACUUUUCACUUACUUAAAAUUUUUUGAAAUCAAAUAGGUUUGGAUUGAUCUAAGUAACUCGCCAGGUUUCGAUAAGGUUUUUGUUUUUCCUCAAUUAAAUAUUAGUUUUUGAUAAGGUAUCAGAUUCCUAUAUAAUUUUGGUUUCAUUUUUGCCAAUUCUAAAAAUAUAUAUUAUGUGUAAUAAUGACAGAAGAGUCCAUAGAUUGGAAACAUAACAGUUCGUUAAACCAAAUUUAUUUUACUUAAUUUUAUACAUGCUGUUUAUAAAUAUAGUUCAUGCACGUAUUUGUAAACCACUCAACUACACAAAUUUUCAUUAUAAGUUUUAUUUUAUAUAUAAAAAUACUUCUUAUUUCACUAUAGAUAUUUUUAAUCAGUGUGUGUAAUAAUUUUAUCUCGUGUUAUCUAUGUGUUCAGUAAUGACAUUAUUAUUAGUUGAAAAAAAUAAAGUGUUCCUUCAUUUUGU
Parasteatoda tepidariorum (common house spider) is the source of this 7117-nucleotide messenger RNA. It is a transcript of the gene ktub, whose product is annotated as Tub domain-containing protein ktub. The record is from RefSeq and is a predicted model, not a curated record. Gene Ontology annotation, cellular component: cilium. Gene Ontology annotation, biological process: protein localization to cilium. Lineage: Eukaryota; Metazoa; Arthropoda; Arachnida; Araneae; Theridiidae.